Messenger RNA from Urocitellus parryii (Arctic ground squirrel), 2890 nucleotides. It is a transcript of the gene Lrrc8c, whose product is annotated as leucine rich repeat containing 8 VRAC subunit C. Gene Ontology annotation, molecular function: protein binding. Lineage: Eukaryota; Metazoa; Chordata; Mammalia; Rodentia; Sciuridae. The record is from RefSeq and is a predicted model, not a curated record.
GCGUUAGCUGCGUCCCGGCUCGGAGCCCGCGAAGAGGACGAGGAGGAAGGCGCCGCGGUGGCCGCGGCUGCAGCGCUCCAGGUGCGACAAGCCAUGAGCAGCGGUCCCGCGGGCGACCCCGCCUUCGCUGGCUGCCGCUAAACCCGGCCCGGAGACAGCUCGCCGCUCCCCASCACCCUCUCGUGCCGACACCGUAGCACCCAGAGGUUAAAGUGGCUGCUUAUGACUAAACUUAGAGUUCUGGGAAUGCAGAUGUUGAAUGAAGUAACAUAUACAUAUAAGAAACAUGAUUCCAGUGACAGAAUUCCGGCAGUUCUCUGAGCAGCAGCCUGCCUUCCGGGUGCUUAAGCCAUGGUGGGACGUGUUUACCGACUACCUGUCCGUGGCCAUGCUGAUGAUCGGUGUCUUUGGAUGUACUUUACAGGUCAUGCAGGACAAGAUAAUCUGCCUUCCGAAAAGAGUGCAGCCUGCUCAGAACCACACUUCCGUUUCGAAUGUGUCUCAAGCCGUUGCCAGUACCACCCCACUGCCUCCACCUAAACCAUCUCCCGGGAACCCUGCCACUGUGGAAAUGAAAGGACUGAAGACAGACUUGGACCUGCAACAGUACAGUUUCAUAAACCAGAUGUGUUAUGAGCGAGCCCUCCACUGGUACGCCAAGUAUUUCCCUUACCUUGUGCUCAUCCAUACCCUGGUCUUCAUGCUCUGCAGCAACUUUUGGUUCAAAUUCCCUGGCUCCAGCUCCAAAAUAGAACAUUUCAUCUCCAUCCUGGGGAAGUGUUUUGACUCUCCCUGGACCACACGGGCUUUAUCUGAAGUGUCUGGGGAGGACUCUGAGGAAAAGGACAACAGGAAGAACAAUAUGAACAGGUCCAACACCACCCAGUCUGGCCCCGAAGGCAGCCUGGUYAACUCUCAAUCUCUAAAAUCAAUCCCUGAGAAGUUUGUGGUUGACAAAUCUACUGCAGGGGCUCUGGAUAAAAAGGAAGGUGAGCAAGCAAAGGCCUUAUUUGAGAAGGUGAAGAAGUUCAGGCUGCAUGUGGAAGAAGGUGAUAUAUUAUAUGCCAUGUAUGUUCGCCAGACUGUACUGAAGGUUAUCAAGUUCCUAAUCAUCAUUGCAUAUAAUAGCGCUCUGGUUUCCAAAGUCCAGUUUACAGUGGACUGUAAUGUUGACAUUCAGGACAUGACUGGAUAUAAAAACUUCUCUUGCAAUCAUACCAUGGCACACUUGUUCUCAAAACUCUCCUUUUGCUACUUGUGCUUUGUAAGUAUCUAUGGAUUGACGUGCCUUUACACCUUAUACUGGCUGUUCUACCGUUCCCUAAGGGAAUACUCCUUUGAGUAUGUCCGCCAGGAGACUGGAAUUGAUGAUAUUCCAGAUGUGAAAAAUGAUUUUGCUUUUAUGCUUCAUAUGAUAGAUCAGUAUGACCCUCUCUAUUCCAAGAGAUUUGCAGUGUUCCUGUCCGAAGUCAGUGAAAACAAAUUGAAGCAGCUGAACUUAAAUAACGAGUGGACUCCUGACAAACUGAGGCAGAAGCUGCAGACAAAUGCCCAUAAUCGAYUGGAAUUGCCUCUUAUCAUGCUUUCUGGCCUUCCGGACACUGUUUUUGAAAUCACAGAGUUGCAGUCUCUAAAACUUGAAAUUAUUAAGAAUGUAAUGAUCCCAGCCACCAUUGCACAGCUAGACAAUCUCCAAGAGCUCUCUCUCCACCAGUGUUCUGUCAAAAUCCACAGCGCAGCACUCUCUUUCCUGAAGGAAAACCUCAAAGUUUUGAGCGUCAAGUUUGAUGACAUGAGGGAGCUGCCCCCCUGGAUGUAUGGACUCCGGAAUCUGGAAGAGCUCUACCUGGUUGGCUCUCUAAGUCAUGACAUAUCCAAAAAUAUUACCCUUGAGUCUCUGCGGGAUCUCAAAAGCCUUAAAAUCCUCUCUAUCAAAAGUAAYGUCUCCAAAAUCCCUCAGGCAGUGGUGGAUGUUUCCAGCCAUCUCCAAAAGAUGUGCAUCCAUAACGACGGCACCAAGCUGGUCAUGCUCAACAACUUAAAGAAGAUGACCAAUCUUACAGAGCUGGAACUGGUCCACUGUGACCUGGAGCGCAUUCCCCAUGCCGUGUUCAGCCUGCUCAGCCUCCAGGAACUGGACCUGAAAGAAAACAACCUGAAAUCUAUAGAAGAAAUUGUGAGCUUCCAGCACCUGAGAAAGCUAACAGUGCUGAAACUGUGGCAUAACAGCAUCACCUACAUCCCCGAGCAUAUAAAGAAGCUCACCAGCCUGGAACGACUAUCCUUCAGUCACAAUAAAAUAGAGGUGCUGCCUUCCCACCUCUUCCUAUGCAACAAAAUCCGAUACUUGGACUUAUCCUACAAUGACAUUCGAUUUAUCCCACCUGAAGUUGGAGUUCUACAAAGUUUACAGUAUUUUUCCAUCACUUGUAACAAAGUGGAAAGCCUUCCAGAUGAACUCUACUUCUGCAAGAAACUUAAAACUCUGAAGAUUGGGAAAAACAGCCUGUCUGUACUCUCACCAAAAAUUGGAAAUUUACUGUUUCUUUCCUACUUAGAUGUCAAAGGCAAUCACUUUGAGAUCCUCCCUCCCGAACUCGGUGACUGCCGGGCUCUGAAGAGAGCUGGUUUGGUUGUGGAAGAUGCUCUGUUUGAAACUCUGCCUUCUGACGUCCGGGAGCAAAUGAAAGCUGAAUAACUUAUUUUUCAUCAGAGUUUGACUGAAACACGCUUCUACCAAAUACAGUAUAAGUAAUUAGGUAGUCUUAAUGCCUUUCCUAUUUUAUUUUAUUUUUUUUUCUUUUUCACACGAAACAAAAAAUGUACACAAAGAUUGAGUAAGGAGUAUGUAUUUUUUAAUAAAAUUUUAAUUGUAUUUUUUCAAUAUUAA